Messenger RNA from Perognathus longimembris pacificus (Pacific pocket mouse), 4005 nucleotides. RefSeq names its product diacylglycerol kinase delta (gene Dgkd). The record is from RefSeq and is a predicted model, not a curated record. Gene Ontology annotation, molecular function: protein heterodimerization activity; protein homodimerization activity; ATP-dependent diacylglycerol kinase activity. Gene Ontology annotation, biological process: diacylglycerol metabolic process; intracellular signal transduction; lipid phosphorylation. Bases 6 to 3695 code for a protein of 1229 amino acids. NCBI's taxonomy places the organism in Eukaryota, Metazoa, Chordata, Mammalia, Rodentia, Heteromyidae. The transcript is spliced from 31 exons.
GCAGCAUGGCGGCGGCGGCGGGCGCCCCUCCGCCGGGUCCGCUGCAGCCUCCACCGCCGCCGCCGCCUGAGGAGUCGUCGGACAGCGAGCCCGAGGCCGAGCCGGGCUCCCCGCAGAAGCUCAUCCGCAAGGUGUCCACGUCGGGCCAGAUUCGCCAGAAGACCAUCAUCAAAGAAGGUAUGCUGACCAAACAGAACAACUCAUUCCAGCGAUCAAAGAGGAGGUACUUCAAGCUCCGAGGGCGAACCCUGUACUACGCCAAAACUGCAAAGUCAAUCAUAUUUGAUGAGGUGGACCUGACAGACGCCAGCGUGGCUGAAUCGAGCACCAAAAACGUCAACAACAGCUUCACGGUCAUCACCCCCUGUAGGAAGCUCAUCUUAUGUGCUGACAGCAGAAAAGAAAUGGAAGACUGGAUUGCAGCACUCAGGACUGUCCAGAACAGGGAGCACUUUGAGCCUACUCAGUACAGCAUGGACCACUUCUCAGGGAUGCACAACUGGUACGCCUGUUCCCACGCACGGCCAACCUACUGCAACGUGUGCCGCGAGGCCCUGUCCGGAGUCACGUCGCACGGGCUGUCCUGCGAAGUGUGCAAGUUCAAGGCCCACAAGCGGUGUGCUGUGCGGGCCACCAAUAACUGCAAGUGGACCACGCUGGCCUCCAUCGGGAAGGACAUCAUCGAGGACGAGGACGGGGUCUCCAUGCCUCACCAGUGGCUGGAAGGAAACCUGCCCGUGAGUGCCAAGUGCACAGUGUGCGACAAGACCUGCGGCAGUGUGCUGCGCCUGCAGGACUGGCGCUGCCUCUGGUGCAAGGCCAUGGUUCACACGGCGUGUAAAGAGUCCCUGCUCACCAAGUGCCCGCUCGGCCUGUGCAAGGUGUCGGUCAUCCCGCCCACCGCGCUCAACAGCAUCGACUCUGACGGCUUCUGGAAGGCCACCUGUCCUCCGUCUUGCACGAGUCCACUGUUGGUCUUUGUCAAUUCCAAAAGCGGGGACAACCAAGGCGUGAAGUUUCUCAGAAGAUUCAAGCAGCUGCUGAACCCUGCGCAGGUCUUCGACCUCAUGAACGGAGGGCCGCACCUCGGCUUACGGUUAUUCCAGAAAUUUGACACUUUCCGGAUCCUGGUUUGUGGCGGGGAUGGCAGUGUUGGCUGGGUCCUCUCUGAAAUCGACAGCCUCAACCUUCACAAACAGUGUCAGCUGGGAGUGCUGCCCCUGGGGACGGGGAACGACCUGGCCCGGGUGCUGGGCUGGGGCUCGGCCUGCGACGACGACACGCAGCUCCCCCAGAUCCUGGCCAAGCUGGAGAGGGCCAGCACGAAGAUGCUGGACAGGUGGAGUGUCAUGGCGUACGAGACCAAACUCCCUCGGCAGGCCUCCUCCUCCACCGUCACCGAAGACUUCAGUGAGGACUCCGAGGUGCAGCAAAUUCUCUUCUAUGAAGACUCGGUGGCCGCCCACCUCUCUAAAAUCCUCACCUCGGACCAGCACUCGGUGGUGAUCUCGUCGGCCAAGGUGCUCUGUGAGACUGUGAAGGACUUUGUGGCCCGGGUGGGCAAGGCCUACGAGAAGGCGACCGAGAGCUCCGGGGAGUCGGAGGUCAUGGCCAAGAAGUGCUCCGUCCUGAAGGAGAAGCUGGACUCCCUCCUCAAGACCCUGGACGACGAGUCCCAGGCCUCCUCCUCCCUGCCCAACCCCCCUCCUACCAUCGCCGAGGAGGCCGAGGACGGGGACGGGCCCGGCGGCAGUGGCAGCGGCGGCGGCGGCGGCGGCCGCACCCCUGGCCCCGCUGGGGACCACCCCGUGGGCUCCACGUGCUCCUCCCGGCCGCAGAUCUUCCGGCCUCGGGAGCAGCUCAUGCUGAGAGCUAACAGCCUGAAGAAAGCCAUCCGGCAGAUCAUCGAGCAUACCGAGAGAGCCGUGGACGAGCAGAACGCCCAGACCCAGGAGCAGCAGGGCUUUGUCCUGGGCCUGUCAGAGCCAGAGGAGAAGAAGGACCUGAGGAAGGACGAGAGGGUGUGCCUGCCGCCCGCCCACACUGAGGGCUGCGGGGCGGCCAGGAGCAGGAGCCACCGCAAAGUGUCCAGAUCCCCGUGCGAGAAGCUGUUGGGCAGAGGAAGUCUGUCCCUGGGCAGCUCUGCCUCCCUCCCCCCCCAGACGGGGAGCCGGGACAGCUUUCCCGCCCUGAACACCAAGAUCCUCUAUCCAAGUGUGCGGGCCGGGAUGUCGGACUCCCUGCCCGGGAGCUCAGUCAUCAGCCGCUUGCUGAUUAACGCCGACCCCUUCAGCGCCGAGCCGGAGAACCUAGAGUGCUACACAGAGAAGUGCGUCAUGAACAACUACUUCGGCAUCGGCCUGGACGCCAAGAUAUCCCUGGACUUCAACAACAAGCGCGACGAGCACCCCGAGAAAUGCAGGAGUCGGACCAAGAACAUGAUGUGGUAUGGCGUCCUGGGCACCAAAGAGCUGCUCCACAGGACCUACAGGAACCUGGAGCAGAAGGUCCUGCUGGAGUGCGAUGGGCGUCCGAUCCCCCUCCCCAGUCUGCAGGGAAUUGCUGUCCUCAACAUCCCCAGCUACGCCGGCGGGACCAACUUCUGGGGGGGAACCAAGGAGGACGAUACUUUCACAGCCCCGUCGUUCGAUGAUAAGAUUUUGGAGGUGGUCGCUGUGUUCGGCAGCAUGCAGAUGGCUGUGUCCCGUGUCAUUAAGCUGCAGCAUCACCGAAUUGCCCAGUGUCGCACGGUGAAGAUCUCCAUCCUGGGGGACGAUGGCGUGCCUGUGCAGGUGGACGGAGAGGCCUGGAUCCAGCCGCCGGGGUACAUUCGCAUCGUCCACAAGAACCGGGCGCAGACGCUAACCAGAGACAGGGCCUUUGAGAACACCCUCAAGUCCUGGGAGGACAAGCAGAAGUGCGGCGAGCUGCCCCGCCCGCCAUCGUUCUCGCUGCACCCGGAGAUCCUGUCCGAGGAGGAGGCCACGCAGCUGGACCAGUUCGGGCAGGCGGCGGGGGUCCUCAUUCACAGCAUCCGGGAGAUCGCGCAGUCGCACCGCGCCGUGGAGCAGGAGCUGGCGCACGCCGUCAACGCCAGCGCCAAGGCCAUGGACCGCGUGUACGGCAGGCCCCGGGCCUCGGAGGGGCUGAGCUGCAGCUUCGUCCUGGAGAUGGUGACGAACGUCCGCGCUCUGCGCAGCGAGACGGAGCUGCUGCUGGCCGGGAAGAUGGCCCUGCAGUUGGACCCCCCUCAGAAGGAGCGGCUGGCGGCUGCCCUGGCCGAGAUGGACCGGCAGCUCGGGAAGCUGGCCGACACGCCCUGGCUGAGCCAGCCCGCAGAGCCCGGCGACGACGAGAAUGUGAUGCUGGAUCUUUCUAAACGCAGCCGCAGUGGCAAGUUCCGCCUUGUGACCAAGUUUAAAAAGGAGAAAAACAAUAAGAACAAAGAAGUGCACAGCAGCCUGGGAGCCCCGGUGCACCUCUGGGGCACAGAGGAGGUGGCCGCCUGGCUGGAGCACCUCAGUCUCUGUGAGUAUAAGGACAUCUUCACGCGGCACGACAUCCGGGGCUCCGAGCUCCUGCAUCUGGAGCGGAGGGACCUCAAGGACCUUGGGGUGACCAAAGUGGGCCACAUGAAGAGGAUCCUCUGUGGCAUCAAGGAGCUGAGCCGGGGCUGCCCGGCCACCGAGGCCUAGCCUCGGCCCUGUGCGCCUGCCUCCGCCCCAGAGGCCCCGCCUCCGAGGCCGUCUCUUGGUGCUAUCCCUCUGGGAGUGACCAGAAGCCUCUGACACGCGUGACGCACGUGGGCGACGGCUCUGGGUUUUGAACACACCAACAUGGCUACCUUCGCACCAACUCCUUUCCAGCCAGAGCCCGCGGGGAGGCCGAGCGCUGGGGGAGCCGCCCGCGCCCCUGCCGAGACGGCCCCGCGGCUCUGCCCCACCCCACUGGCCCACGGCGGCCACAGCAGCCACAGCAGCGUGCUCCCCGUGCCCACAGCCCCCG